ACUUCCCGUACUGCCGUCUCUGAACUCUGAAGGAAAAUAAAAGGUCUCCCGUAGCCGCCUUCCGCCCUUCCCCUCACGCCGGCGCCUCCUGCCCCGCCCUGUCGCCGGCGCCUCUUGCCCCUUCCCCCUGUCGCCGGCCUCCCCCUUCUGCUCUGCUUUCCGCCGCAGGCUCCUCUCGUCCCAGCCGCCCCUCGUUCUCUCCACCACAACGACCUCUGGCCCAUAACCAAGCUCCACUGUCGCCGCCUAAUGCCCCCUUGCCCGCAGCAGGGAAAAGGCCCCAAGGGCAACAGGGCCGCACUUCACCGCUGGUGGCUCCGAACUCUACCCUGUACUGUAAAUCUCAAGUUCUGUUCUUGUUCCAUGUCAAUACAACACCUAAAGAGACCUGCAUUGGGAGAGGCCUUAGCAUUCCUCACUUAGCAGCUGGACAUCAUUCUUUAGAUCUUGAAGUUGGAAGAUCUUAAGUUGGAAGACGACCAUGUCAUCAGAACAGAUGGUGCACAUGAAUCGAGGACAAGGAGAAACAAGCUAUGCUCAGAACUCCAGUUUGCAGAACGCUGCACAAAACAGGAUGAGGUCCCUGAUAGAAGAGGCUAUCGCUGACUUAUGCAGCACCAGCACCUUGUUGCCGAGUAGAAGCAUGGUCGUCGCAGACUUGGGCUGCUCCUCUGGACCAAAUGCACUCGUGUUAGUGUCAAUCGCUGUAGAUGCCAUCCAAAGCCACUGUCUCCGAUAUCAGCAGCAGCCAUUAGCAGAAAUCUGUGUCCUCCUUAACGAUCUCCCUGACAAUGACUUCAAUGUGGUGGUGAAGAGCUUGGUUGCGUUCCAGCAGAGUCACAAGUCCAUUGUUGCUGGUAUUGUGCCAGGGUCCUUUUACGGGAGGCUCUUCUGCAGUGACUCUUUGCAUCUUGUUUGCUCGUCCAACAGCCUGCACUGGCUCUCAAAGGCUCCUGAUGAACUAAAGAGGAAUCGAAUCCCGGCGUAUGAUAUCGAUGAGCAUGUUAGGCGAGAAAGACGAACCAUUGUCCUUGGAGCUUAUGCACGACAGUUCGGUAAAGAUUUCACACAAUUCCUUGAACUGAGGGCCAAAGAAUUGGUUCCGGGAGGCCGGAUGGUAGUUUCCCUUGCAGGGAGGCGGUCCGAAGAACCUGCCUCCAAAUACACUCAUGCCUGGGAAUCUGUUGCACAGAUUUUAAGUGAGAUGGCCUCCAAGGGUGUGAUUAACAGAGGAAAGUUCGAAUCUUUCUACAUACCGAUAUACGGACCUUCCGAUGAAGGGCUAAGAGAUAUCAUCCAAUCAGAGGGCUCAUUUUCAAUCAGAGAGCUGCAGGUUCAUGAACCUACCAGCGACAACACGCUGAUCACCCCGAGCAGGAUGGCCAAUAUGCUGAGAGCUGGAUUUGAGCCGAUAAUAAUUCAGCAUUUUGGACCGGCUGAAACUAUCAUGGAUAAAUUUGUGAGUACUGCGGAACGCCGAUGGAGCCUGCAGGGCAGCUUGCAAGAGGAACUUGCCGCAAACCCUCGAGUUAUUCUUGUUGUAUCGCUAACCAAGAAAGUAUAACCAGAAUAUUCCGUCCUAUGGUGUCUAUGUAUUGCAAUGGAAUAAAUGGAUCUUAUAUGAUAGUAUCUAGACUUGUCUAUUGGCACUUUGGUCUAACAGCUAGUUUCUUUUACCCAAAUCUAGUAUACAAGCAUAAUAUGUUCUGUUUGUAUUUAAAUUACCCUUUUUUUAAAGAUUAACUUGGUUUUCUGACCAA
Brachypodium distachyon (stiff brome) is the source of this 1760-nucleotide messenger RNA. Its product is annotated as jasmonate O-methyltransferase. The transcript is spliced from 5 exons. NCBI's taxonomy places the organism in Eukaryota, Viridiplantae, Streptophyta, Magnoliopsida, Poales, Poaceae. The record is from RefSeq and is a predicted model, not a curated record. Gene Ontology annotation, biological process: methylation. The coding region runs from base 482 to 1564 and encodes 360 amino acids. Gene Ontology annotation, molecular function: S-adenosylmethionine-dependent methyltransferase activity.